CUAAAACAGCCAAUCGGCGCACGCCUGAAAGCGAAAAAAUAAAUUUCAACACAGGGAGCCAGCAUUCCGCCCACGGACGGCACACUGCAUGAAGAAGGAAAAGGUUUGCGAAGCCACGUGGGGAACGUGUGCACGUGCAUCUGAGCGCGUGCGAAGCCAGCUGGACCAGUCGUCAUUUUGUCAGGUGAUCAUUUCGAACACCUAGCUAUGGCCGUUUUCUACAAGAAGCUCGCACCCCAUGUUGAUAAAAUCAGAACUCCUGGAUAUAGCGAGAAGGUUUAUAAGGAUGAGUGCGUCUUCUCAUUCGACACACCGAAGUCUAAAGGAGGACUUUACGUUUGCCUCAAUACAUUUCUUGGAUUUGGGGAGAAACACGUCAAGUGGCACUACACAAAGACUGGAAAUGCAGUCUAUCUUCAUUUGAAGACUGUGAAGGUUGAGAGACAAGACAAGACUUCUUCGGACCAGGGCAAGAAAUAUGAAUACGAGCACUACAGUUCACUCGUUAUACUUCCAGACUUUGACGAAAUUCCUGUGCCUGACUCAGACCUCCCAGAAAAGGUUCAACUUUCCAUUGCACUUGUUCUUGCUGCUGACCCGGACACUGAAGACCAUGACCAUGACCAGUUUAGAACAGUGAACGAGGCGCCAUUGCCAGUCUCAAAACACAGCGACACAUUGAUACAAUUGAAUAAUGGUGUAAAGGUGGCACGCUGGGGCUGGAGAUGCGAGAAGUGCUGCCUUGUCGAGAACCUGUGGCUGAACCUGACGGAUGGCACCAUUCUCUGUGGUCCAAAGCGGUACAAAGACAGUGGAGGCUACAACCAUGCACUUGAACACUUUCGGGAAACUGGCUACCCACUUGUAGUUAAGCUGUGCACCAUUACAUCAGAUAGCGCUGUUCUUGCCGCUUCUGAUUUCAAGCAUGGCAUCACCAUCAUCCUGGAGCUCAAGAAAUGUGCUAAAAUGCAUGACUCGUGA
Dermacentor silvarum is the source of this 981-nucleotide messenger RNA. RefSeq names its product ubiquitin carboxyl-terminal hydrolase 13-like. The record is from RefSeq and is a predicted model, not a curated record. Bases 208 to 981 code for a protein of 257 amino acids. The transcript is spliced from 6 exons. NCBI's taxonomy places the organism in Eukaryota, Metazoa, Arthropoda, Arachnida, Ixodida, Ixodidae. Gene Ontology annotation, molecular function: zinc ion binding.